This is a messenger RNA of Acanthoscelides obtectus, 1955 nucleotides long. NCBI's taxonomy places the organism in Eukaryota, Metazoa, Arthropoda, Insecta, Coleoptera, Chrysomelidae. The record is from the annotation of a GenBank genome assembly.
GCCAUUACGGUACCAUCCGAUCGAGUCUACGAGUACAUCAAGUGCGUGUUGUAAUACGGUUUCUCUGUGCUCAAGGCUUCAAAUCAGUUGACAUUCAUCACCAAAUCAGUGAAGUAUAUGGAGAAAACAUUAUAAGUGAUGGAAUGGUGCGGAAAUGGGCCUUUAAAGAUGGCCGCACAAACAUUCAUGAUUAGGAACGAAGUGGGAGACCUUCAGUCAUUACCGAUGACCUGAUCCAAAAAGUGAACUGUAAAGUGAAAAAGAACAGACGAUUCACGAUUUCGUCCUUAGCUGAACAGUUUCCUGCUGUCUCAAGAAGUGUUCUUUACAAAAUAAUUGUGUCCGAACGUUUAAAUUAUCGGAAAUUGUGUUCACGCUGGAUGCCAAAAAUGUUGACUGAUGAGCACAAAACCAAAAGAUUGGGCAGUGCAUUGAGUUUUCUCUAACGAUACAGUAACGAGGGGGAUGAUUUUCUAAGCCUUAUUGUCACAGGCAAUAAAACAUGGGUAGCCUACGUUACACCGGAAUCGAAGCAGCAAUCAAUGGAAUGGCGGCAUUCAUCAUCUCCUAGGACAGUGAAAUUCAAACAAACAAUUUCUGCUCAGAAAAGCAUGUGCACUGUGUUUUGGGACAGAAAGGGUGUGUUGGUGGUCAAUUUUUUGACCCGCGGCGACACGGUCAAUGCAGCAGCGUACUGUGAGACUUUACAAAAACUGCGCCGCGCAAUUCAAAACAAAAGGCGUGGCAUGCUGAGUGCAGGUGUCGUUUUGCUCCACGAUAAUGCCCGUCCACACACAGCAAAUCGAACACUAGACCUUAUGACUUCUUUUGGUUGGAAACAAUUGGACCACCCUCCCUACAGUCCCGAUCUAGCGUCGAGCGACUACAAUUUGUUUAUGCACUUGAAGAAGCAUCUGGCGGGGCAGCGCCAUUCCGAUGACGAAGUGAAAACGACUGUGAAGCAGUGGUUGUCUACUCAUACAAAAGCGAUGAAUUCUGAAUUUGCAAAAGUUCUGGCCAAUGAAAUGAAACAUUACUCUGAGUCACACGAUGUUGACACAAUUUCGAAAGUACAUAGUGAGUUGGAUGAAUUGAAAAAUAUCAUGGUAAAAAAUAUUAGAACGGAAUUGAGCUCAGAUGGACAUCACUGUGAAGAUAUAAAUGAGUGUCUCGUUGAAAAUGGCGGUUGUUCUCAUGACUGUAUCAAUACAUUUGGAAGCUCAUUUUGCAAUUGCCCAGAAGGAAUGGAGUUAGCUUCUGACUGGAAAACAUGCCAAGAUAUAAAUGAGUGUGAAGACAGCGAAAUCCUAAAAUCCUGCCCAAAGAGCUGCAUCAACACAGUCGGUUCCUACAGAUGCUUAGAAUUCUCAGACCUACAGAAUGAUCAAAGCGUUCCUCAAGUCUGCAGCAAACUGUCGUUGCCUCGUAGAGGGUUUUUCAACUGCUUGAGAAAUGGUGCACACUUCAAGCUCAACAGAAAAGGCAGGAGAAGGGUUGUGAAUGAUCCAGGAACCAGAUGCGAGCUACAUUGUCCGAUAGGAUACAGGCUUGUUGGAGAAUACUACGUUAUUUGCGGAUCCGAUGGAGAAUGGAUUGGGAAAACCAGUGGCAGAUGCAAACGUUCUAAACCACCCAGAAUACAAUGUCCAGCAUCACAAGACCAUCUAGUUUCAAACGAGAAAAGCACCACGCUGGUCAAUUUCCGUUCACCUGCAACUAAUGUUCCAUGGAAGUUCGUAAAAUCCUUUCCACGUUGGGGAAAAGAUCUCGAGACAAAUCUCACUGUAGGAAAAUACACUGUUAAUUUUAUAGCUAGAGAUCCACGCUCCAAAAUGUAUGCUUCUUGUUCAUUCACUAUAACCCUUCGGUCUUCUCAAACCUACUAAGAUAAGCGUGAUAGAACUCGAUUUUUGUAGAAAGCUUACUAAUUCAAAUAUAACUUUAACAAAGAUUAA